AUGAUGGGACUGCUGGCAAAGACUCCUGCGGUUCUGUCGCUCAACGGGAAGCCGCAGUUGACGCUGUGCGUGGGCAAGGACGGGGAUGUGGAGCAGACUCAGCAUGGAGACUCCCCGGUCUCGGUGGGUGGGCCGACGCUAGAGCUCAUGAAGCUGCUGGGAUCGCUGGUGCGACUGCGCAUCUCUGACGGCCGCGUCGUCGUGGGCCGCUUCCACUGCUUCGACAAACACCAGAAUGUAAUCCUCAAGGACGCACGCGAGUUCGCUCCUACGCGCGUAGGGAUCAGCAAGAACAGCAAGGACAAAGCGGAGGCCCGCGACCAGGAGGAGGAGACGCGCUUCGCCGGUGUGGUGCUGCCUCCAGGCAGCCGUUCGCUGGGUAUGACCCUCGUGCCCGGUAAACACAUCGUGUACAUGAAGGUGCAGAGCUGAGGGUGUAGACAGAAGUUGGGCUUCCUUCUCGUCGAUGAACGUGUCCACAUUGGUGAUCAUCUCUUCUACCAGAUGACACACCGCAGCGACGUCAUUGUUGGAGUUGUUAGCUUGCGGUGAUUUCUUCUGAGGAUGCAGGAUGAAAUCAGCGAAGAGAUGAGAGAGUCUGGCUGCGUCCAUCCCAUUCUUGGACGAGUACACGUUGACGUCAUUCAGGUGGAAAAGCAGGCAAGCCAACAUGGUACUGCAGGUAUAUACAGUGGUUAGUGUUGUACGUUAUAGAGUGUAUUGAAAGCAGGACG
This is a messenger RNA of Phytophthora nicotianae INRA-310, 734 nucleotides long. RefSeq lists its product as hypothetical. The coding region runs from base 1 to 432 and encodes 143 amino acids. The record is from RefSeq and is a predicted model, not a curated record. NCBI's taxonomy places the organism in Eukaryota, Oomycota, Peronosporomycetes, Peronosporales, Peronosporaceae. Gene Ontology annotation, cellular component: NatC complex. The transcript is spliced from 2 exons. Gene Ontology annotation, molecular function: RNA binding.